AUGUUCCUCUCCCUUCCCGCCGAGCUCCGCAUCAAGGUCUACAGACUUGUUCUCUGUUACCCAGAUGCCAUUGGAGAGUGGUCAAAAACUCUGGGGACGGCAUGGCUCGAAAACCCCUCGAGACUGGGUUCUCAACUGCUCCGGAUAUGCAAGCAAAUCCACGCCGAUGCCCUGCCCAUACUAUACGGCGAGAAUACGUUUGAGCUGGAGAUUUCCAACACAUGGGGCCCGUACUACUACGGCAUCGACUACCCGCCCGCCCUGUCGGGCAUUUGGGGGGAAAGGUUCGGGCGGGCUGCGCUGCCGCACCUGCGGAGACUCAGCAUCCGUGUGCGAUAUACAGAGGAUCAUAAGCUCUCGCUUAUCCGAGAAGCGGUGCGCGAGAUCGUGACGAAUCUACAGCGGUCGCCGCUUUCGUCGUGCAUCGAGUUCCUCCGGCUGGACUGCGAACUCGACUGCAACAACGAGAACGACGAAAUAAACUGGCGGCAUCCCUGCUGGAACGAUUACGAGGUCGAAGGUGACCGGAAACAGUGCAUCGGGGUGCUGAGAUUGUGGCUCGGCUGCCUACGCAAUGUUGAGGAGCUGGUUAUCGACGGGCUGCCGGAGAAAGAUGCGGACGUCUUGCGAGACAGGUGCCAAAACCGUAGCAAAGAGACCCCUGCGCUUGUCGACAUGUACGCGGCCCUGGAGCAGCACGUGGGUGCUACCUAUAAAGAAGACCUCGCAAAGGCGCUCUUGGCUGCUGAGGCGGACGAUAUCGAGAAGCUCAAAGCCACCACGGCAGAUAUCUUGGAGAAGAUGAGAGCGCGCUGGGAGGCCGUCAAGAAUGACGAGAAGCUUUGGCAGUUUGUAGGGCGUGAUCCGGCAUGA
Chaetomium strumarium is the source of this 873-nucleotide messenger RNA. RefSeq lists its product as uncharacterized. Lineage: Eukaryota; Fungi; Ascomycota; Sordariomycetes; Sordariales; Chaetomiaceae. The transcript has a single exon. The coding region runs from base 1 to 873 and encodes 290 amino acids. The record is from RefSeq and is a predicted model, not a curated record.